AUGGAAGAGUCGGAGGCGUCCGGGUCUCGCGCUUCGCCCUAUUCCCGAGCAAUGCUGCGAGAGCAGUCCGAAGACACACGAUGGAGAAAGACUAGGGAGCCCAGCGGUAGCAUUACAGAUGCCCCUACCCCCGCCGCAUCAGCAGUCGAAGGAUCAGACUAUCUCUCCGGCUCCACACCAAGCACGCCGGGGGUCAGCGGAUGGAAUACGAGCAAUGCUAGGGCCACGGUCGAAGGUGGUCCGUCUUCCUCGUCUACCUUGUCAUCCGCUACCCCAGCGAGAACGACAAAUCGUAGUGCUGAAGAGGAGGAUGAGGAUGUGCAUAUUGCAGUCAUGGCACUCGGCGCUAUGCGCAACCUCGAUGGGCGAAGGAUGCAGAGUGGUCUGGAGAAAGUGCCCGGUCCUGUUAAUCCAACAGGAGUCGUGGGUAGGCAGCGAGAUGGAAGCAAUGCUUCUAUGUCUGCCUCUUCGAUUACAUCAACAGCCAUCUCUUCCCCCUCUUCGACACCAGCGACUGAGCUCACGCAAGCUUCCGCAAGUACCUCCGGCGGCAGCGUGCAGUCUGCACGCGUGAGCGGCGGUGACGGCAAUUAUACCUUCAGCGGCGGUGACGGACGUCGGCAUAGCAGGUCCUUCUCUGGUGCCGCUACCCUAGCCGAUCUUCCAUCCGACUUUGAAUUUCCAGCUCUAGUGCGGGACGAAAAUGGCAACGAAGUGGAAGUGGACAGGGAAAUGUUGGGGGAUGCAGACUUUCUCAAGAGGGUUAGUCACUUGCCUUUGGUCAGAGGUACCUUGAGGGCGUAUGAGCUUGGCAAGCAGAAGAGCAAGAUCGUCAAGUAUGGAGGUGACCUGGUAGAGUCAUCUGUCAAGGCCAUUUCACGCCCCGUCGUCGGCCGCCUUGGGGCAUCCCUAGGAGAGAAUCGCGUGGAACAGCUGGAUGACUUUGCCUGCCGUCAGCUGGACAGGUUCUACCCCGGCAGCUCCGCUUCCAUGUCCAAGGAGGAGCGACAGAAGCUCAUGGCGGAUCUUGACGAGCGGGAGCGCACGGAGUGGGCGCACAUGGGCGAGGAGGAGCGAGUGAAGAGGCGGCGAGCUUACUGUGCUCUGCAUUUGGAAGAAAAGGAACGAGAGACGGUGGUGAACGAGCUUCGUCAACGAAAGGGCAAGGGCAAAUCGCCUCCACAAGCAUCAGCAACUGCCAAGGAUUCGUCGGCAGAGGCAAGGGACAAGCAAGUCUCACGAUCGAGCGGCUCAUCUGCCUCACCUUCUUCUACAAGUACAGCUCGCAUGCGCAAUGCCGGCCUCGGCAGCGAAGCUCUUUCUCAGACGCAAAUGCAAAAUGCGCUGAUCGAAAGUGUCAAGGCAGGCAACGGAGCCAGCAGCAGUCGAUGGGGCUCGAUGCUCGUGGAAGCCGGUGCCACUGCAGGAGGUCUCAGUGCUGCUAUGAGCGAAGAGAGUAUGAAGAGUCUCAAAUACUGCUUGCAAUGGCUGCAAUACGCCACGGCCCACAUUGAGCAUCAGAUCACCGUUUUGCGAGAUCUCAUCGUCAAGCUCAACCACGGCGAAUUGGAGCUCACCUCUCCUGCUGCCCAGAAUUUGACGCAGAUCAAGGGCGACGUCGUCACGACAAUCCGAUCCGUCGUCGACGUCGUGGGCAAGUACGCCGGUGGUGCUCUCCCCGAGCCGGCUAGAGUCAGCGUCAAAGCCUUCAUCCUCUCUCUACCAGCGAGAUGGGCCAGCGUGAACCGCGCGCCGGCUGUGACGAAUGCCUCGUCCUUUGGCGGCAGCCCAGCUUCUCCAUCCUUUUCCCCCGCCCACUUCAGCUCUAGUGGAGAUGCCUCCUCUCCCGGCGGUCGUGCACGAAGCUCCAGUUCCGCCAGCAAUACCUCUCUUGCCCACCGCAACGGCGGUGCUGCACAGCCGAUGAGCGCAGCUGCGACUGCUCAGGCCGCCAACCGUGUCCUGACGCUGGCAGUCGAGUCCCUCGACAUUCUCCGCUCCGUCACCGUCGUCGUUGGUGAAUCCCUGGAUCGAGCCGAGUUGUGGAUGGAGCGUCUACGCAUGCUUGGUCUACAGCGCAAGAGACAGCACGAGCAAGACACAAUUGGCAAUGGACACAAUGCAAUUGCCUUUUCUGGAUCGGGGUCGGGACCAUUGGGAGGACCCGCCAGUUGGGAGAGCGCAAGAGGAAUGGCUGCACGUGGGCGUGCGGACUCUCUUGGAGGGGAGUCGGACUUGUCCAUGGGCACCUCGGCCUCGACGAAGCGUAGAAGGAUCAAGGCGGGGAGUAGCGCCAUGGUCGCAGGUGGGGGAGGGAGUGGGAGCGGUAGCGGCAGUGCUAGCGCUAGCGCUACUGGCACAGGCGGCGCGGUGGGAUCUCCCAUCGAUCCGACGUUUGCCACACCGUCUGCGCCGGCAGCUAGCUCAGGUCAUGCGGGCUUCAGUGCUGGAAGCGGCAAGAAUGGCACCAGUCAAGUGGCCGGCACAGCGUCUUCUUCAUACGAUCAGUCGCCGGGUCAUGCGAGUGCCAGGAGGAGGAAGGCGGUGGUGGGUGCUGGUCAACGCGCGGGCGAGUAG
Molecule: messenger RNA, 2577 nt
Organism: Microstroma glucosiphilum
Lineage: Eukaryota; Fungi; Basidiomycota; Exobasidiomycetes; Microstromatales; Microstromataceae
Product: Opi1-domain-containing protein
Exons: 2
Coding region: 1-2577 (858 amino acids)
Biological process (GO): endoplasmic reticulum unfolded protein response; phospholipid biosynthetic process; regulation of transcription by RNA polymerase II
Cellular component (GO): nucleus; endoplasmic reticulum
Molecular function (GO): transcription corepressor activity
Source: RefSeq, a predicted model, not a curated record